Salvelinus namaycush (lake trout) is the source of this 3948-nucleotide messenger RNA. RefSeq names its product serine protease FAM111A-like. The record is from RefSeq and is a predicted model, not a curated record. The transcript is spliced from 4 exons. Lineage: Eukaryota; Metazoa; Chordata; Actinopteri; Salmoniformes; Salmonidae. Bases 661 to 2775 code for a protein of 704 amino acids.
UAACCCGGAUGACGCUGGGCCUAACCCGGAUGACGCUGGGCCUAACCCGGAUGACGCUGGGCCUAACCCGGAUGACGCUGGGCCUAACCCGGAUGACGUUGUGCCUAACCCGGAUGGCGCUGGGCCUAACUCGGAUGACGCUGGUCCUAACCCGAAUGACGCUGGGCCUAACUCGGAUGACGCUGGGCCUAACCCGGAUGACGGUGGGCCUAACCCGGAUGGCGCUGGGCCUAACCCGGAUGACGGUAACCCGGAUGGCGCUGGGCCUAACCCGGAUGACGCUGGGCCUAACCCGGAUGACGGUAACCCGGAUGGCGCUGGGCCUAACCCGGAUGACGCUGGGCCUAACCCGGAUGACGGUAACCCGGAUGGCGCUGGGCCUAACCCGGAUGGCGCUGGGCCUAACCCGGAUGACGGUAACACGGAUGGCGCUGGGCCUAACCCGGAUGACGCUGGGCCUAACCCGGAUGACGCUGGGCCUAACCCGGAUGACGCUGGGCCUAACCCGGAUGACGCUGGGCCUAACCCGGAUGGCGCUGGGCCUAACCCGGAUGGCGCUGGGCCUAACCCGGAUGACGCUGGGCCUAACCCGGAUGACGCUGGGCCUAACCCGGAUGACGCUGGGCCAAUUGUGAAUGCUAGAAUUACAAUGACGGUCCAAUGGCAGCCAUGGUGAAAUCUGAGCCUCUUGACAGCAAUAGUGAUUCAUCGCCAGAUCAAAAGAGGAAGAAGAUGAAGAUGACUGAGCCUAAUGAUCGCAUGCAGGGACAUCUUCACCGCUUUCGCUUCAAAUUCCUUGAUAAAGAAGACCGGUAUGAAAUCACCUGUAAAAGCCCUUGCAGCGUGUUACAGGCUCUUGAAACAAGUUCCAAAUUCUGUGUUCUAAAGGAAAAGACUGUGAAACAGAAGAUGGAGACAAGACAACAAGAGAAGACAAUGCAAAGACAAGACCUUGUUAUACAAACAAUGAAAGGAAAGAAACCAAUAGCAACACACUUCCCUUGUCAUCUGAUUAAGAAUGGUCAAAUACUCACCAUAUCAACCGUUUUCAAUGAUAGUGAAGAGGCCACAACUGAAACCACACAGAUUUAUAAAGAAAAUAAGCAAUAUGUCAUUUUUUACAUUGAAUCUGAAGGUGGUAAGAACACCAAAACCAAGCAACUGCUCAAAAACAAAAAACUAAAACCUUUUAGCCCUCUUUGCAUCUACGCCAUCUGUGGAGAGACAGUGGAGACGGCACUAACAAGAGAUGGACGCUUCCAUGACAAUGUGUUCAUUCAAACUUUCACUCUCGUUGAAUCGGAAUCAGAUCCACCGAGGUGUGUUGAGAUGAAUGUACUAGUUGACUGUCUGGAUAAACAAACCUUCAAAAUGAUCCUGGAAGAGAGAAACGCCACACAGGCUCCAACUGCCCCUCCACAAGCUGGCUCUAACCUUCAGAAAGAAGACGAGACUAACUCCAUACAACUCCCCAUGUCUAACACAAGCACUGAAACAUCAGCUGCAGGGGAGCCCCCCAAAAAACAGAAAUAUCCAGUCACAGUGACAGAUUCUGCUGAGAUUUUGAAGAUUCUUCGCCACCAGUUUGCUGAUUUGGUGAAACAGAUGAAGAAGAGGUACAAAAAGAAGAAAUAUUCUGGGGUACUAAGUCAUUUAAGCGGGGAAUUUGGAAAGAGCACAGAGGGGUUCUCUGAAGUCUACACAGUUAAGAAGCUGAUGGAACUGAGUGACUCAGUCUGUAUGAUCGAUGUCAAGGGGGUCAAGCAAGGCACUGGCUUCCUGCUGUUUGAUCAUUACAUUCUGACAAAUGCACAUUUGUUUAAAAAAGAUGGCAUCUUCUAUGUUAAUGAAUAUGGCCAUAUCUCAGCCAAAGUAACUGCCACAUUCAACAAAGAAAAUCCCAGUGAGUCAAAUCUGAAGGAGAUAGAUGUGAAACCAGAGAUCAUUGACUUUCAAUGGGGAUUUGACGCCUACAAUCGACAUGUGGACUUUGCUGUACUAGAGCUUCAGGACGUUGACACCUCCACAGGUCUUCUCUGUAGAUCUAGCCCAGAUCCAAAGACAGGUGGAGUCUGUCUCAUUGGACACCCAGGUGGAGGAGUGAAAAGAACCGACCCCACCACCAUUAUUGAGAGAGAAAGAAGAGGUGAGGCUUUCCAAAGAGAGACUGGGAAAAAUGACAGAAUGGAUAUGCUGAUCAAUACAUCCAUAGAAGAGAAUAAAGUGAAUUAUGACAUGCUCAUGAAACCAGACAGCACUGAAGUGACCUAUGACACCUGCCUCUUCCAUGGAGCUUCUGGCUCCCCAGUCUUUGAUGAGUCCUGCCAGGUGAUAGCCAUGCACACUGGAGGGUUUCCCUACAAAGAUGAAGGAGUGAAGAGUGUGAUUGAGUAUGCCAUCCCUCUCUUCACCAUACUGGAGAACUUUCUGAUCGAGAUGAUGAACAGAAACAAUGUUGAAAUACUGACCAAGUUCACCAGAGAAGCCUUGACAGGCCUCCAUUCGCGUGAUUUCAUUUACAAUUUUAUCAGACACCUGGUAACGGAAUGGAAGCCCUCAUUCAGUGCAGCCUUGACAGCAGUCUGGGAAACAGUUAAGGAAAAUGAGAACCAUCUAAGAAUGAAAGAAAAUCUUAGAACAUGGAUCAUUUCAAAAAAGGAGGUACUGGAAAAGAUUCAGAUAGCAGGAAAUGAAGCUUUGAAAGAGUUCAUGUUGGAAAACAUUCUUGUCAAGUUAUCCCAGACCGAUGAUGAUGAUGAGCCCAUGGAUGAGUAGGUUUUGUUGCAAAUACAUCCAGUCGUUGUAUUGGGAACAACACAACUAUGUCCAUUUAAGGAUAGUCCACCUAAAUUACAAAAUGACACAUUGGUUUCUUUACCGUGUAAUGGACAAGGUAUGACAGCAAUCCAUGCUUGUUUACCUGGCCACUGUUUUCAAAUGCUGAUGUAUGUCUGUAUGUGUGUUGCUCUAAAAUUAGUGUCUUUCAGGCAUUUCAGGGUAGAUUACCUGUUCUCAGACAAAGGUACAUGUUUUUUCUCUUGAAGACCAGCUUGCCUCACCAUCAGCCCUCUAUAUAUCUACAUAACCACCCCAUACAGUCGUGUGUAUCCCAUCUUGCCUCACCAUCAGCCCUCUAUAUAUCUACAUAACCACCCCAUACAGCCGUGUGUAUCCCAUCUUGCCUCACCAUCAGCCCUCUAUAUAUCUACAUAACCACCCCAUACAGUCGUGUGUAUCCCGUCUUGCCUCACCAUCAGCCCUCUAUAUAUCUACAUAACCACCCCAUACAGUCGUGUGUAUCCCAUCUUGCCUCACCAUCAGCCCUCUAUAUAUCUACAUAACCACCCCAUACAGUCGUGUGUAUCCCAUCUUGCCUCACCAUCAGCCCUCUAUAUAUCUACAUAACCACCCCAUACAGUCGUGUGUAUCCCAUCUUGCCUCACCAUCAGCCCUCUAUAUAUCUACAUAACCACCCCAUACAGUCGUGUGUAUCCCAUCUUGCCUCACCAUCAGCCCUCUAUAUAUCUACAUAACCACCCCAUACAGCCGUGUGUAUCCCAUCUUGCCUCACCAUCAGCCCUCUAUAUAUCUACAUAACCACCCCAUACAGUCGUGUGUAUCCCAUCUUGCCUCACCAUCAGCCCUCUAUAUAUCGACAUAACCACCCCAUACAGUCGUGUGUAUCCCAUCUUGCCUCACCAUCAGCCCUCUAUAUAUCUACAUAACCACCCCAUACAGUCGUGUGGAACUCCGUAUAACGUUUGUUAUUCUAUAAUUUGGGCUCCCGAGUGGCACAGCGGUCUAAGACACUGCAUCUCAGUGCUUGAGGCGUCACUGCAGUACCUGGUUUGAAUCCAGGCUGCAUGACAAUUGGCCCAGCGUCGGGGUAGGCUGUCGUUUUAAAUACGAUUUUGUUCUUUAACUGAUUUGCCUAGUUAAAUAACGUUU